UCGGAUGUGUUUGGCCUAAUUCAGCUUGCAUUCUGCUCUCGUUGUCAUUUCGAAGAGUUCCCCUGCUCGCCGGGAUGGAAAAAGAAAAGAAGGAGAAGAAGGAGAAAAAGGAGAAGGACGAAAAGGAAAAGAAAGAAAAGAAGGACAAAGAUGAAAAGAAAGAAAAGAAAGAGAAAAAGGAAAAGAAGGAAGGCGGAGGGUUGGACCUGUGGUCUUCAACAGCACCCGAUACCGCUUCCAACCAAUACGGAGGUCCCAAGGCUCCCCAAGACAAAAGAGAGAAAGAACUUGCAAAGGAGAAGGAAACAAAAAAGGAUGCAGAGACCAAAAACUUAAUACAAGUGAGCGACGUCAUCGACCAGCAGUUGAAGAAAAAGAAGGAGGAGAAGAAAGAAGAAGUCAGGAAAGAAGCCGAGAAAAAAGCAAAGGCCAUGAAGGCUGCUAGAAGAGAACAGGAGGCACAGGAAGAAGAGGUCGACACGUAUCAGAUUGACGAUGGCACAGGGUUGGGAAACUUCAUGGACAAGAUCAAAGUGAUGGAAAUCAUGAAGGACACUGUUAAAACAGCAAACGCGCAAGGAGGCUCGCGAUGCCAGGUGUCUUCGCGUACAGUCGUGGGCGACAAGCUUUUCACCAACAAGGAUGUACAGUUCGAGUCCUUGGGUGACAUGAAGGCUUUCAAGGGCUUCAUCUACAUUAGAGGUCCAAAGGAGGAGCAAAGCGUUAAGCUUACGCUCAUCCGGCCGGCCACUGUGUACGUUGCGCUCAGCAAGUCUCCAAAUGAGGAUGACCCGUUUCUGCGGACUUGGAAGACGGAUACGGACUGCCGGCCGCCAGAAUUUGCAGAGAGCAUAGCUCAAAUUCACGAAGUUAAAAAGAAGGUCUACAAAGACCCGGACAACAGGCACAUAGAGGUGCCAAGACCACCAGCAGGUCUUGAGACUUGCCUGGUAUUUGUUGUGCCAGACUUCCAUGCCGAUGUGUUCGGCGAGGAGCAGCUGUCAGAAGAAGAAAUGCGCGAAAAGGAGCGACAGGAAGCUGCUGCAAGGAGAGCUGGCAAGUCGAGUAGCAGCACGGCCAAGGAAGCACCAUCAAAAGCCGACGAAUUGGAGGCCAUUCUCAAGAAGGCUGAAGCUGGAGAAAAGCUGUCGAACAAGGAGAAGCGCGUCCUUGACAAGCACAACGAAAAGAAUGUUCAAUACAAGAAUGAGGACGACGAGCCAAUCGGUACCCUGAACGCCUUCAGCAUUUCUCUGGAGGGUGGCAAGAACGAGCCGCCUCCUUCCGGGGAUGCCUUCGUUUGCAACAACUUUUCAUUGUCUGCUCCGAAACAGACCUUGUUUGACAACGCUAGUAUUACCAUUGUCCAGGGCCAUCGCUAUGGCAUUCUCGGGCCCAACGGUCAGGGGAAGACAACCCUGCUCCGACAUAUCGCUGCCCGCGAGAUGCCAGUUCCUGUCAAUUGGGAUGUAAUUCUUGUGGAGCAAGAAGCCAAAGCGACGGAGCGAUCAGCGGUCGAAGAAGUUCUUGCAGCUGAUCUCAGGGCUGCGGAGUUGAUCAAAAGAGAAGCAGAGCUUCUACAAAAGCUGGAGGACAUUGAGACAGAUAUGGAACAAGGAAAAGACAUCAGUGCAGAGGAGGUAGAAAGGACCCGAACUGAAUUGGAGAGCACCUCCGCCGAACUGGAGGCAAUUGGAGCCGAUUCUGCAGAAGCGAGAGUCAGAAAGAUUCUUUGUGGUCUUGGCUUCACAAACGGCUCUCCAGACGAGGACCGAUUUUCUAUGGACAGGCCGGUGGUGCAAUUCUCUGGCGGCUGGCGGAUGCGAAUCAGCUUGGCAAAGGCCCUUUUCCUACAACCCAAGCUUCUGAUGUUGGAUGAGCCUACAAACCACUUGGAUCUAGAUGCCGUCUUGUGGCUGGACAACUACCUCUCAGAACAGUAUCCGCAUGCUGUCGUGGUUGUAUCCCAUGAUGCCGACUUCCUUGACAGCAUUUGUACAGACAUUUUGCACCUCCAGGACAAAAAACUGGUCCACUAUCGAGGUGACUACUCUGCAUUUAAGAAGAUGCACCUGCAGCAAAAGGCAACCAUGGACAAAGAAUUCAAGAAGCAGCAGGAUGAGCUCAAGGCCCUCAAGAAAAAGGGAAAGACGAAGGAAGAGGCUGAGAAUCUUGUGAAAGAAAAGUUCAAAUUGAGCACACUUGAUGAAAAGCAGAAGGACUACAUCGUCAAGUUUAAAUUUGAAGGCCAUGGGAUGGACAGAACCUUGGGACUCAACGUCUCCGAGGUAGCAUUUAGCUAUGAUGGCAAGGAGCCCUGGCUGCUUGACGAAGUUGAGAUUGGUGUGGACUGCGGCUCCCGGAUUGCUAUCGUUGGGCCCAACGGCGCUGGCAAGUCGACAAUCCUCAACCUGAUGAUGCAGCACUUGGAACCUUGCCAAGGCGAGGUGUCAGUCUCCAAAGGCAUUCGGGUCAGGCAGUAUCAUCAGCAUUUCGAAGAGCUUUUGCCACUGGAUAAGACAGGCGUAGAAUAUCUCACUGAUGCAUUCAAUCUCGGACCGCCAGAAAAGGCUCGAGCAAUUCUAGGCCAGUUUGGACUUCCAGGUGGAUCUCACUUCACAAAGAUCGGCAAUUUGUCCGGAGGUCAGAAAGCUCGCGUGGCCUUCGCAGCUCUCAUGCUGAUGAAACCUCACAUCAUCAUCCUUGAUGAACCGACAAAUCAUUUGGACAUUGAGUCUGUUGAAGCUUUGACAACGGCCAUUUCAAACUUCAAUGGUGGCUUAGUGCUUGUGAGCCAUGAUGCCCGUUUGAUCACGGAAGUCGAAUGUGAACUUUGGGUUUGCGAGGAUGGCGGGUGUUAUCGAUUUGAGAAAGAUUUUGAUGGCUACAGAGACAAAGUUCUACAUCAGUUGGACGAGCGCCAAGCUGAAGUGGAGCGCAUGGAGCAGAAACGAAGAGAAUUGAGAGCUCAGAAACGAGCCAAACAUCUCUCAGAGGAACAGCUUCAAGCAGCGAAGAAACGAAAGGAACAGGAGUUGGCAGCUGAAGCAGCUGAAAAAGCUCGAGCUGAGGCUCAAGCAUCUCAAGCUCAAGAAAAGAAAGACAGGCUUCAAACAGCCCAGGAGCCAGAAGCAGCACAGCGUCCUAAUGAAAGCGAAGCUCCGCAAAGCAGCGACAAGAAGGGCAAGGAUGAAGAUAAAGAUCGGGCAGAUGAAGAAGACGAAGACGAAGAAGAAAGCGAAGCAACAAGCACUGAAGAUGUGCCAAGCAAAGAAACAGCGGAAAGGGGCAGCACUGACCAACAUCAAGCCAGUCAACAAGAAGCCGAAGACGACCAAAAUUCAGAAAGCAGCGAGGACAGCGACGAAGAUGAGCUUGUGUCGCGAGCACUUGCCAAGGCCAAGGCCAAGGCUCUUGCAAGACCAGAACCAGAAGAGGAGAGCGACGAAGAAUCUGGAGAUGACGAUGAAGAUGAAGAGGAGGUGCCCAAACCAAAGGCCAAGGCCAAGGCAAAAGGCAAGAAGAACCGAAGAGACGAUGACUCUGAGGAGGAGGAAGAGCAUCAUGGGAAAGCCAAGGCACAGGCAAAGGCCAAAGGAAAGAAGGGCCAGCACGAUGAUGAGGAGGAUGAGGAGGAGGAAGAGCACACUUCAAAAGCUAAAGCAAAGGCAAAGAACAAAAAAGGACACCGAGGACAUGAUGACGACGAUGAAGAUGAGGAGGAGGUGCCCAAAGCAAAAGCCAAGGCCAAGGCAAAAGGCAAGAAGAACCGAAGAGACGAUGACUCUGAGGAGGAGGAAGAGCAUCAUGGGAAAGCCAAGGCACAGGCAAAGGCCAAAGGAAAGAAGGGUCAGCACGACGAUGAGGAGGAUGAGGAGGAGGAAGAGCACACUUCAAAAGCUAAAGCAAAGGCAAAGAACAAAAAAGGACACCGAGGACAUGAUGACGACGAUGAAGAUGAGGAGGAGGUGCCCAAAGCAAAAGCCAAGGCCAAGGCAAAAGGCAAGAAGAACCGAAGAGACGAUGACUCUGAGGAGGAGGAAGAGCAUCAUGGGAAAGCCAAGGCACAGGCAAAGGCCAAAGGAAAGAAGGGUCAGCACGACGAUGAGGAGGAGGAUGAGGAGGAAGAGCACACCUCAAAAGCUAAAGCAAAGGCAAAGAACAAAAAAGGACACCGAGGACAUGAUGACGACGAUGAAGAUGAGGAGGAGGUGCCCAAAGCAAAAGCCAAGGCCAAGGCAAAAGGCAAGAAGAACCGAAGAGACGAUGACUCUGAGGAGGAGGAAGAGCAUCAUGGGAAAGCCAAGGCACAGGCAAAGGCCAAAGGAAAGAAGGGUCAGCACGAGGAUGAGGAGGAUGAGGAGGAGGAAGAGCACACCUCAAAAGCAAAGGCAAAGGCGAAGGCAAAGAAUAAAAAAGGACACCGAGGACAUGAUGACGACGAUGAAGAUGAAGAGGAGGUGCCCAAGGCAAAAGCCAAGGCCAAGGCAAAAGGCAAGAAGAACCGAAGAGACGAUGACUCUGAGGAGGAGGAAGAGCAUCAUGGGAAAGCCAAGGCACAGGCCAAGGCCAAAGGAAAGAAGGGCCAGCACGAUGAGGAGGAUGAGGAGGAGGAAGAGCACACUUCAAAAGCAAAGGCAAAGGCGAAGGAAAAGAAUAAAAAAGGACACCGAGGACAUGAUGACGACGAUGAAGAUGAAGAGGAGGUGCCCAAGGCAAAAGCCAAGGCCAAGGCAAAAGGCAAGAAGAACCGAAGAGACGAUGACUCUGAGGAGGAGGAAGAGCAUCAUGGGAAACCCAAAGCAGAGGCAAAAGCCAAAGGAAAGAAGGGCCGAAAAGAGGUUGAGGAGGAGGAAGAUGCGCCGGAGGUUCACUCAGAGCGCAAGAAACCAAGAGCAAAAGACAAGAAAGCCGCAGAACAUGCGGAUGAGAUGGGGAAGGCAGACAAAAUCAAAGAGGAAGAUCCAGGGUCGAAGACCGGGAAGGAGGAAGAAGCUGGAGACGAUGAGAGUCCAACCGGGAAGGAAUCAGCUGGUGGUGGUAGACACAGUGAAUACACUGUGGCAAAGGUUGUCAAUGUGGAACCAAUGAAAAAGAAGAAAGGGAUGUUCUUGGUGGAGCUGGAGACUGGAGGUGGUGAAGCCACAGUGGUGACCUCCUUUGACAAUUUGGAACCUAAACAGUCGGUGAUUUUUGCUCCAGAAGGUUCUUCAGUUCUUGGGAAGGAAGUCAAGCGCCAGAAGGUUGCAGGUGAAUGGGCAGCAGGAGUGAUCUGCGGACCCAUGGAGAUGGGCUUGACUGGUGAUGCUUCCAAAGCGCUUGUUCUGACAAAGGCAUACAAGGUUGGCGCCGCAGCUCCUGCAGAUGGUGUGUAAGACUCUGUUUAGCCACGCGCAGCUCACACUUGUUCCUGUACAGUUCACAGGUAUGGCGCGUCCAAGAGCAGCACAGCAACAUGACUCAAAGGAAAGGAUUCACCCCAUGCAAAA
Molecule: messenger RNA, 5489 nt
Organism: Cladocopium goreaui
Lineage: Eukaryota; Dinophyceae; Suessiales; Symbiodiniaceae
Source: the annotation of a GenBank genome assembly